Molecule: messenger RNA, 1879 nt
Organism: Plutella xylostella (diamondback moth)
Lineage: Eukaryota; Metazoa; Arthropoda; Insecta; Lepidoptera; Plutellidae
Product: putative inorganic phosphate cotransporter
Biological process (GO): transmembrane transport; monoatomic anion transport
Cellular component (GO): membrane
Molecular function (GO): transmembrane transporter activity
Source: RefSeq, a predicted model, not a curated record
AUCGGGUGAUUAUCAGUGACACGGCACGGCACAGAUCUCCGCUCGUCACCGUGAGUCGUCUGCCCCUGCUGUAGCGCCUCCGCAGCCCCUGCAGCCGGCGCCUCGCGUGCGCGUCGUCACUGCUCUCUUGUAAUUACAAUCGGCCGCUACUUGCUAUUGUUAUUUACCUCAUUGAGUUUUCUCGAUGCGGCGAGGGCACGCCACAAGGCUGUAGACUUGUGGUGUCAACAGGACUGUUGUGUUCAUUCUUGUUAAUAAAUCACUGUGUCAUAUUUAUGUUAGUUUUUGUUUAUUAUUUUCGUGUGAUAACUUCUAGUCAGUUGUGUUAACGUAACGUAAUAAUGAGUGCAGUUAAAAGUGUUGAAACAGAUAAUGUUGGUAAACCAACGGCGUGCCUCGGCGUGCGGCACGCGCAGGCCGCGCUGCUGUUCCUGGCCAUGCUGCUGGCCUACUCCAUGCGCGUCAACAUCAGCAUGGCCAUCGUCGCCAUGACCGACCCCGCCAGUGAAGAUUCAUUCUCGUGGAGCGUGCAGAAGCAGUCGGUGAUCCUGUCGUCGUUCUUCUGGGGCUACGUGGUGCUGCAGGUGCCGGCGGGGGAGGUGGCGGCGCGGUGGGGGGGCAAGCUGCCCGUGGCGCUGGUCGUCGGCGUCAACUCGCUGGUCUGCCUCGUGCUGCCGCUCGCCGCAUACUAUGGCGGGUGGGCGGCGGUGUGCGCGUGCCGCGUGGUGCAGGGGCUGUUCCAGGGGCUGCUGUUCCCCUCCACGCACAGCCUCAUGAGCAAGUGGAUCCCGCUCGAGGAGAAGAGCCGCCUCGGGACCAUCAUCUAUGCUGGAGCUCACAUCGGCACGGGUCUACAGCUGAUGGCGGCAGGGUUCACGGCGUCGUACCUGGGCUGGGCGGCCAUCUUCUACAUCAACGGGUCGCUGGGCGCCGCCUGGACCGCGCUCUACCUGCUGUACGGCGCCGCCUCGCCUGACGACUCCAGGUCUAUCAGCGAGGAGGAAAGGACCUACAUACAGAACUCUCUUGGACAAGUCAAGGGUGAAAAGAAAGUGCCGACCCCCUGGCGGUCGAUCCUGACGUCGCUGCCGUUCUGGGCGCUGCUGGUGGUGCACUGCGGGCAGAACUGGGGCUUCUGGACGCUCAUGACCGAGAUGCCCUCCUACAUGAGCCAGGUGCUCGGCGUCAACAUCAAGGCUAACGGUGUGAUGUCCGCUCUGCCGUACCUGGCCAUGUACCUGAUGAGCCUGCCCUUCGGCUUCCUGUCGGACCACAUCCUGGCGCGCGGCUGGCUCUCCGUCUCCGUCACCAGGAAACUCUUCAACACCAUCGGUCUGUGGGGCCCGGCGCUGGCGCUGAUCGGGCUGUCGUACGCGCCGGCGGGUGACGUCACCGUGGCCGUGGCGUGCCUCACCGUCACCGUCGCGCUCAACGCCGGACACAUCAUGGGCUUCCUCCUGGUGCAUCUGGACCUGGCGCCGCGGCACGCCGGCUCGCUGAUGGGCGUCACCAACUGCGUGUCCAACAUCGUGUCCAUCGUGGCCCCGCUCGCCGCCGGCGCCAUCCUGCAGGACGAGACGGACCCGGCGGACUGGCGCAAGGUGUUCUACCUGGCUUCGCUGGUGUACCUGCUCAGCAACGGCUUCUUCCUCAUCUUCGGCACCAGCGAGCGUCAGCGAUGGAACGACCCGCCCACUCAGGAGGGGAACGGUGAGGACCUUUGAUUAUGAUCAUCUUCUAACUAGUCCAAAAAAGAAACUUCCACUCAGCAUGCGUCAGGGAAGGUGGUUUAAAAAUAUCGAAGUUUCUUACCAAGUAUUUAUUGUUAGUCCUAAUAAUAGUGUAAUUAUUUAUUGAAAAUAAAAUGUUAAUAUUAAAA